Molecule: messenger RNA, 1803 nt
Organism: Suillus subaureus
Lineage: Eukaryota; Fungi; Basidiomycota; Agaricomycetes; Boletales; Suillaceae
Exons: 4
Coding region: 1-1803 (600 amino acids)
Source: RefSeq, a predicted model, not a curated record
AUGACCGACCUAUACACGUCCCUCGGAGUCUCUCCCAGGAAGAAACGCCAACUCAUUAGUUCAGACGACGAGACCACUUUCACUCCGAAAAAGCUUCGAACUGCGCCACCUACACCACCCUCCUCUGCUCACAAGGGCAGCAAACCAAAUCACACGUCGUUACCACAUCACCUUUCACGACUCAACACAAUUCAAACAGCCUUGCAGCAUGCAUUAUCACAUGCACUAGCAACGUGCGCCGUGUCUCCAUCCUCUGACACAGGCAUAGUGCGAAAUGUGCUCAAUCAUAUGUCCAUCAUGACUUACUCUGGACUCGCAACUAAAUUCGACACUGAUGAUCUUAAGCGACUUUGCUGGAUAUGGGAGUGGGAUGCAGAGUCACUUCCUGACCUUACAAGCAAAUACGAGGCAAUUGAUGAUGAGAACCCCUUCUUAGAUGCCCCUGCACAGCCUCCUGCCAAAGACUGGACGCGAGGCGCGAUGGGAUUGGUUAUCAGCCCAACUACCCAUUAUUCCAAGAGCGCAGGCAAACGCGUACCUGUAUAUGGUAUUGGUAUCGAGGUUGAAAUCGAUAUUGACAAACAUAUGGGGGGUGGUAUGGCCGCGGUGGCUCGAUGGACCGCCGAUGCAGAGAAGCGACGAACUGAGUUUCGAAAUAAACUCGAGCGCUGGGUUAAGCUUCACUCUGAUGUCCCAGAUGUGCCAAAUGUCCCUUUGGCAGAUCUCUCGGAGCUUGUGACUACAGUCAAGGCGUCCUCGUUGACUCGAGUGCUUGCUUCUGCCUCGCCUAAGGGUGCUUCAAUUCUUAAGAAUAUGGUUCCGUCUAGUCCGACCUCACCGGUGAAGUCGUCUGUGAAGCGUUCUAUCGCCGCAAACGAGUUUGCAGUCUCCUUUCCUGCGAUUAGUCCCUCAAAGUCAGCCCUUGCAUCAUCCUCAAAAUCUUCCGUUGCAUUUCCUCAAACACCAUCAUCGCGUCAGAGGCGCGCAGAUCUUUUGGUCGGUCUUCUAACCCCCAAGACUCCUGCGCGUCAUAGAUGCGAGAGCGAUGCAUCAGACUCUCUACCUAUGACACCUGUCCAUCAACGCGGUGCUAACGCGGAGACCGCACCUUCAACUCCGAGUACAUCUCGUCGUCAAGCUUUAUAUGACCGAGUUCGUCAGAAGUCUGUCACUGCCAGUCCAACCAAGGCAAGGAGCACGGAAGUUGUGGGAGGAAAACUUUCUAGGGAGCAGAUCCAGAAAAUGGGUCAGGAAGAGAUCCGACGGCGCUGCCUACUCGGUCGCUUAGGUGGUGUCGCCGAGAGUGCCUGGAUGCUCUUCUCGGCUCCUGUCGGACCGACUUCCACGUCAACUAUUCGCAAACGCAAAGCUCUUCCUACCUCUGAGGUCGCGGCUGCGAUCAUCAAAUCUUCCCCUGUGCCAAUGUCAACUCUAGAAGCAAAUGAGUCACUCAGACUACUCACGACGCUUUGUCCAUUCUUCCUGCGACCUCUGGAUAUCGCCGGAAAAGAAUGGCUUGAGAUGCCAUCUACGUCAUCGGCGCAGGACUCUGAUGGUAGCACUGUCAACAAGUCGAUACCCCUCAGUCCAACCAAGAAGCCCGCUGGUAGCAAACUCGUCCCACCACCCAGUCCAGGUGCUCGAUCUACUUCUACUAUAGGUCCACCGCCCAGUCCCGGCUCUCGUGCGAAACUCGACAGCACCGAAAUACUCACGCGAAGUCCCAGGCGAGUUAAACGCGAAAUGGGCGGCCUCAGAGAAGUGAGGGAAAUUAUUCGAAGAGAGCUGGAGCUACAGGAUUAG